Messenger RNA from Arabidopsis arenosa, 3038 nucleotides. The record is from the annotation of a GenBank genome assembly. Lineage: Eukaryota; Viridiplantae; Streptophyta; Magnoliopsida; Brassicales; Brassicaceae.
AUAAAUUGGAGAGAAGGGGACGGGAAAAAGGAAAAGAACCCUAGAAUUUUCGAUGGAGGAGCUAAAUCAGAAGAUCGCCACCGCUAUUAGCCAGUCGGCCGUUGAAGAUCUGGAGAAGAUGGUCGAAGCUCUCUCCGCCGAAACCCUCCCUAAUUUUCUCGACCGUGUCUAUGAUUCCGUCUCCGAUCCCAGUCCCGCCGUGAGAAAGGAGUGCCUACAACUCCUCUCGAACGUCUGUAGAGUACAUUCUGAUUUGGCGGCUUCAUACCUCACUGGAAUCAUCGCUCGGAUAGUUAACAUGCUGAAGGAUUCUAAGUCCAGUCUCGCCUGUCAAGAUACCAUUGGUUCUUUGGCUGGCAUUUAUUUGAAAGAAGGGAACAACACCGGUUCAGCCUCAUCGGUAGUGGCUCUGUUUAUGGAGCCGUUGUUGGAUGCAAUGGGAGAGGAGAAUGUCGAGGUACAAUCCGGAGCUGCAAUGUGUUUGGCUAGGAUGGUGGACGCAGGGGCCGGUUCUCUGAUUACUUCUUUCGAAAGGUUUUUUCCUAGAGUCAACAAGCUGUUGACCAGCUCCAAAUUCUUGGCUAAGGGUUCACUUUCUCCUGUUGUUACACGUCUGGCUCAGCAACUUCCUAGGGCUGGGCGCAAGCGCAGAGAGCCAGAACCUGCUAACAGAGCGUGGAUACACAGCUUUCUUGUGAUGCAUGAUGUGCCUGACGAGGUUAUAGUAGCUAUAGAGACCAAGACACCAUAUGGCAGGAUGGAACGCAGGGUAGCUAGAACAGGUGAAAUAUUCAUGCAGUGGGGUGUUCAAGAGAUCAGGGAGAAUAAAGACAUCAAACCAGAAGAUAGUGGGGCUUUGGUUUGGACACCCAGAGCAGGUGUUGUUCGAAACCAAUCGGACCAUGGCACAGAUCAGUGUAGCGCAUGGCGUUACAUCAACAGAUUGGAUGAUCAUUUUGUGACCCUCAGUGCUCGGUACCUCACGUACUAUGUUUCUGAGAGUAUGAGAGAAGAAGCUGCAGCUCAUGGUGACCGACCAGAGACACACCAUUGCCACGGAUAUCAUAUCAAAGAUGCCAUAGAGUUCAUUCGAGACAAGGGAGUGCCAGAAGAAGACCCUAAUGAUGCGAUAAAUGGAUUCAGCUGCGUCUAUGAACGACCAGAGCAGUUUCCUUCUUCACCCCUAUACAAUCUUCCUCGUGAAGUGCGAGUGGUGGUGUCUGAUGACCUGAUGGAUCUAUAUAGGAUGUUAAGGACACAGCCAGUUGGAGCAAAUGUCCACUUUUUCCAUCCAGAAUUUGAUCAGAUUGGAGGAGGAAUAUAUGUUGGGUGUACCAGUGAUGGGUCAGAAUACAAGGGACUUCAUUCUGUGAUCGUCGUCGCACUUACUAGAGAGAAUAAUAAGCUCGUGGCUGUUGUAAAGUCCAGCCAUGGUACAGAGAAAGGCAACGGCGGUUACAUGUUCGUGUCUCUAACAAGGAUGCUAGUCGAUGUGGGAUACCGUGGAAGCAAACAUAUCUAUGGUCGCCGCAAAGCUGUUGAAGUAAAGUCUCCGUCCUACCUUCUUAGAGAUUUCACGUUUAUAGAAUCGCCGCCAACAACUUCGGAAACACCAAAAUCAGGGAGCGGUAAAAGCAAAAGGAAGAAAAGAAAGGUUUCGGGCUGCAAGGAAACGUCUGGUGUUGGCUCAGCUGCUGGAGAAGGAUUAGGUGAUGGCGGAUCAUCUUCCACACCAUCUGUGUCGGCGGUAGACAAGCAUACCACAAGAGUCACUCUCUCUUCUUCUUCUUCGUCUUGGUGUAGUAGCGGAAGCGGUGGAUUUAGGAGUAGUAAUUGUAGUUCUAAGCUUUUCGAUUCUCCGGCGAGUUCGAGAUCGGAUUUGAAGAAACGUAACGGGAAGAGUAAUUCACGGUUAAACGGACUUUCGUUAGAGAAAUUAAAGUCAGUUAAAGCGUCGUCGUCAUCCGCUGGACAGAGCAGCGGUGAAGUGAUCGACGACGGAGAUGCGGCGGCGCGUGGUUUAGCUGUUACUUCUGGAGAUGUAACGUCGGUGGGAAGUUUCAGUAGCGGCGAAUUUGUUAGCGCCGGUAGUGGCGGUUUAGCUGGACCUUCUGGUGAGGUUACUUCCGUCGGCGAAUUUGUCGGCGGAAGCGGCGGAGAUUUCAAAGCUUGGGAUAAGAUCGAUGCUAUUGUUAGGUUGAGUUAUGGAAUCGGAAUAUAUUGUGGAAUGGCUGUAGCAGGAAGAUUCAUAUGUGAAGUAGCAGGAAUUGAUUAUACAGGAGGUUUUAAUGCUUCUUUGGAUACAAUUAUUGCUGGACUUGGUUAUGCUUCUCCACCUAUUAUGGCUCUUCUCUUCAUUCUUGAUGAUGAAGUUGUGAAAUUGUCGCCGCAUGCUCGUGCCAUUAGAGAUGUUGAAGAUGAGGAGCUUAGAGGCUUCUUUCAUGGAAUGUCAGCUUGGCAGUUUAUCUUAGUAGUUGCGGCAAGUUCAGUUGGAGAAGAGCUCUUCUAUCGCGCUGCGUUUCAGGGUGCACUAGCUGAUAUAUUCCUAAGGGGAACAGAUCUCAUCUCAGAUUCUCGAGGAAUGGUCGCUUUGACUGGACUCUUGCCACCAUUUGUACCAUUUGCUCAAGUCUUUGCAGCCACUAUUACAGCCGCUCUCACUGGUUCUCUCUAUUACGUUGCUGCUUCCCCUAAAGAUCCAACUUAUAUAAUGGCACCGGUCUUGAAAACUCGCUCUGCCCGUGAUGAGCUGAAGAAGUUGUUUGCAGCGUGGUACGAGCGAAGACAGAUGAAGAAAAUCUACUCUCCUCUUCUCGAAGGGCUUUUGGGUCUAUACCUCGGCUUUGAAUGGAUUCAGACAAACAAUCUUCUUGCUCCUAUCAUCACACAUGGUAUAUACUCGGCCGUUGUAUUGGGGAAUGGUCUCUGGAAACUACACCAUCAUCAGCAAAGACUCCGGCUACGCGUUCAGAAACUUGAAACUGAAGGUGACGACAACUCAAGAUAGAUAAAUAACUGAAUAAACAUUAUCCUUUGUU